AUGUCCAAAAACAAUCAAUCACACGAUAAGAAACGUAAAUUUGAUGAUCAUUCAGAUAAACAACAAAAAGCACCAUCAAUUCUAUCGAAUGAUACUAAACACAAUCCUAAAGAAAAGGAGGAUGUAAUUGAACGAUCGGAGCGUAAUGAACAAUUUACAAAAAAACAGAAAAACAAUGAAUUGUUGGUGAGUCAGCCAUCAUCAAGUAGUAGUAGCACAGCAGCUAGCGGAAAUUAUAAUACAACGUCGUUGAAGGGAGACGAAGAAUCAAAUUUUAAACAAUUACCUCGUGAAAAAUUAACUAUGGACGAUUAUUACAAGAAACAUCAAGAAUUUAAGUUGUGGCUGUUGAAUCACAAAAAAAAGAGAGUGGAAGAUGAUUUGCAAAAUACAGAAGAAAUUAUGAAAUAUUUUAAAAAGUUUAUUAAGAAAUGGAAUAGGGGGGAAUUGAGUAGCAAAUACUAUGCUCCUUCUGGUGUACAUAGUAGUGAUCUUUCUCAUCAGCAAAGAACCACAUACAAAUGGAAUUUCAAAAAUUUGUCAGCCGAAGAUGAAAUGAAACUAGAGCUCACUAGAGACAAGGUGGAUACCAAUACUUUUGAAAAGUCGUGGGACACUGCCUCUGCAAGCAAAUCCUUGUUCAAAAGUGACGAAAGUAAUGAAGACAACAAGCCGAAAAGAGGAACAGACAAAAAGAAGGAGUAG
Messenger RNA from Naegleria lovaniensis, 705 nucleotides. RefSeq lists its product as uncharacterized. NCBI's taxonomy places the organism in Eukaryota, Heterolobosea, Eutetramitea, Acrasida, Naegleriidae. The coding region runs from base 1 to 705 and encodes 234 amino acids. The transcript has 2 exons. The record is from RefSeq and is a predicted model, not a curated record.